Molecule: messenger RNA, 2409 nt
Organism: Pyricularia grisea
Lineage: Eukaryota; Fungi; Ascomycota; Sordariomycetes; Magnaporthales; Pyriculariaceae
Exons: 2
Coding region: 1-2409 (802 amino acids)
Cellular component (GO): nucleus
Source: RefSeq, a predicted model, not a curated record
AUGGCUAAACUGCGGGAAGACCCAACGGGCAAGCUCUCAGUUCAAGGUCAAGCGCCCCCCGUCAGCCUCCUAAACAACCCCCACGCAAGCAUCAGUCUCAGCAGCAGGCGCCGCAGCUCACCCGUGGCGCCUCUCCAGCGAUUCGACUCGCUCAACAAGACUGCCAACUUUUGCACAACGACGGUCGCGGUCAUAUCACCACCGCCGACCCCUCAUUCGCCUCGCUCCGCCCACAAGCGAGACACGCUGGCCCUGCCGCUCCGCCUGCGCAGCAACUCUGGCCUCUCGCUGCACACAAACUCGGCGGCCUUCAGGCAGUACACCGACUACAGCAACCUGGAUGGCUCGCCCAUCACCCCGAGCUUCUUCAACCAGGACACCACCACCACCACCUUUGCCAUCGACUCUGCGUUUAGGCCGAGGACGAGCGGCCAGGACACCCCCGGCGGAGGAGAGGUGGUUUCGUCGUCGAAUCUGUACAGGAACAGCAAGAGGGAGAGCGUGGCGAGCGUCUUGACUUCGGCGCCUUCGAGGACUGGGUCGUGUCCCGUGCUUUGCGUGCCUGAAUUCUUUACCAAAGAUGUCAUCCAGAUUGUACUGCAGAGUCAGACGACGUUUGACAGGUUGAUGUGGUACGCCGAGAAGCACAAGUCGACGGAUGGAAUGGAGUUUCUAGCCAAGCUCAAAGAAUACCAACAAUCAGUAAAUAGCGUCACGGCCAGCCUAUCCCGCAUCAGCACAGAAAACACCUCCUUCGCAGCCACCACACCGCUGCACCUCCCCUCCAGCACGUCUCGGCACCUCAACGCCGACGUCAAGCACAUCACCGCCUCGGUCCUGCCGGCGCUCGAGAACGUCUUUCGGGACGCCAAGGCCCACGUAGAGCAGCGCAUCAUCCGCGACCUGUACCCGGGCUUCGUCAAGAACCAGCUCUCGCUCGCCACCGAGGCCGCCCUCGCAACCGCCAACAGGGGCUCGUUCCAGUCCCGCUUCCCCGGCCUGGCUGCCUCCUUCUGCCUCACCGAUCCGCUGCUGUCCGACAACCCCAUCGCGUUUGCGUCGGAUGGCUUUCUGGGUCUGAGUGGCUGCCCGCGCGAGGAGGUGAUCGGCCAGAACUGCCGCUUCCUCCAGGGAGGGGUUAUGCAGAACCUGGGCGUGACCAGGAUACGCAGUGCAGUCAGCGCAGUCAGCGCGGGCAGUGCUGGUAGCGUGGGUAGCGCGGGCGAGGGAGCGAGUCACGGCGCUGAAGGCAAGGUUGAGACGGUGCUCAACUACACCCGAGACGCAGACGGCAACCUCAAGCCCUUUUGGAACCUGCUCUUCGUCUGCCCGCUGAGGACCAGCACCGGCAGGGUGGCGUACUACCUCAACGCCCAGAUCAACAUAUCCGAGGCGGUAGGGUCCGACAAGGAAGUGCUCGAGAUAUUGAGCGUGAGGCCACCAGAGUCCGAGAGGCUACCCCCCUCAACAUCAUCAUCGUCAUCAUCAUCCCCCAUCCUCGGCCUCGGCCUCGCCACCACUGCCCCCUCCUACACCGGACGGUUCAACACUAGCCAAGAAUCCAUGGAAGCCGCGCAGCAGCAGCAACAGCAACAACAGCAACAACAACCAAGGCGACGCUCCACAACCCGCGGCUUCAGCUUCAUGAGCUUCCGUAAAACCCACAACUCAGACGGCAAGGGCUCGCGCGCACAAUCCCGCGCAUCCACCUUCCCGGAGCAGGUCUCCUCCUCAUACCCAGGCCCUGACCAACUCCACCCUCCGCCGGCGUCCACAUCCGCCAGCUCCAGGAGCACAACGCCAAUCACCACAGCCUCCUCUACUCUAGACGUCACCGCAGCCACGUCACAACAACCAUCCCCAGACCACCCGGGCCCUUACGCCCGGCACAUGGUGCUCGAGUGCACGACCGACGAGAAAGCGUCGCGGGGCAGCAGCCACCGGCACCAGCUGCGGUGCGCGUUUGCAUCUCCGGGCGCGCUGGCGGCGCUGGGCCUGUCGUCCGUCGACGAGGUGCGCGACCGCGACGUCUUUGACGUGCUGGGCGAGACGGCCAUCGCCGUGUCCAAGCCGGUGCGGCGGAGCAUCGUGUCCAGGGUCGCGGGCGGGGAGAACGUGAGCGUCAGGCUGCGGGUUGGUGGUGGUGGUGGUGCGUUUUUGGGUUCUGCUCCUCCGUCGGCGGGCCAGCUUUCGGGCUAUCAUGGUGCUUCUAGUCCAGAUCCGCAGUGGAGCGUCGAGGCGGCGCUGGACCGGCUGACAGACUGGAGACAUGCGCACCACUCCGUCGACGACGUUUCGAGACACGGCCGCGAGGUCGCCUUCCACUGGACGCCGUUGAAGGAUGCUACCGGGUGCGUGCGCUGGGUGGUAUUGAUCGUGGUGCCUGUUCGGGUUAGGAGGGCGACAUGA